Cooperia oncophora is the source of this 912-nucleotide messenger RNA. Lineage: Eukaryota; Metazoa; Nematoda; Chromadorea; Rhabditida; Trichostrongylidae. The record is from the annotation of a GenBank genome assembly.
AUGACGUAUACUCUACUCCUUUCUACUAUAAAGUUUCCAUUUGCAGAGCAAGUCAAAGUUGAUGAGCAUGAAUGCCAGUGCCAUGGUUGUGUGAAGAAACGACAACAAAAAGAGGCGAAUCGACCAUGGAAACGUACCAAGAAGAUCUUGACUGUUCUUUUUCUUCUAUUGGCAUGGGUUGUGUUCGCGUUGAUAGUGAAGAAGGUGACGGAAAUUGAAGUUACACAUGAGGAAUAUAAUCCGUAUCAAAUUCUAGGGCUUGAUCAGGGAGCGGAUCCGGCAGCUGUGAGGAAAGCGUAUCGUGAACUAUCGAAAAAGCUCCAUCCUGACAGAGGUGGUGAUGCUCAAAUGUUCGACAAAAUAGCGAAAGCUUAUCAAGCUUUAACUGAUGAGGAAUCGCGUGAGAAUUGGGAAAAAUAUGGUAACCCGGACGGACCUACAGCAACGACGUUUGGUAUUGCAUUGCCAAAAUGGCUUGUAAGCAAGGAGUAUGGACUAUGGGUACUGGCGUUUUACGGGCUUUUGUUUAUGGUUAUUUUGCCAGUGGCAGUGGGUAUUUGGUGGUACAACUCGAUUAAAUACAAUGUGGACAAAGUGCUACUGGAUACAACACAGUUGUUUUACUACUUCUUGCAUAAGACUCCCAAAAUGGAAAUCAAUCGAAUGUUGAUGCUGCUGGGAGGAGCUUUCGAAUUUUGGAAACAGUACAACAAAGAAAUCAUCGAAAGAGAAACCGAUGAUGUUGAAUUAACCCGCCGUAUGAAGUCGCUACCCAAUCUCGGUGAAAACAAGAAAGAACGUCCACUCUCGCUUCCUUAUUCGCUUAAAGCUCGAAUUUUGAUCCAUUCAUAUCUCAAUCGUAUUCCACUGGACAACGAAGGGCUUGAGUACGAUCAACGGUUCGUAUUUUGA